ACGGACUUCGUCAGUGCCUGCACCUCCUGCGCCUGCGGCAAGUCCUCACGCCGGCCCCCGGCGGGGUUGCUCCAGCCGUUGCCCGUUCCGCCUCGUCCUUGGUCCCACAUCGCCCUGGACUUCGUGACGGGCCUACCGCCAUCCCGUGGGAGGACCGUCGUCCUCACGAUCGUGGACCGGUUCUCCAAGGCUGCUCAUUUUGUGCCUCUGUCCAGGUUGCCCUCGGCGCUGGAGACCGCCGACCUCCUUAUCCAGCACGUCUUUCGCCUCCACGGUAUUCCACUGGACAUUGUCUCGGACCGUGGGCCCCAGUUCGUAUCCCGCGUCUGGAAGCGGUUCUGCCGGUCCCUCGGGGCCACGGCCAGUCUGACCUCGGGGUACCACCCCCAGUCCAAUGGACAAGCCGAGCGUGCCAACCAGGAUCUGGGGGCAGCCCUCCGCUGUCCCCCUUCAUGGCCGCCUACGGGUACCAGCCGCCGCUGUUCCCGUCCCAGGAGGGGCAGGUGGAGGUCCCCUCUGUGCAGCACCACCUCAAGCGGGCCCAUCGCGUGUGGAAGGAGGCCCGGGCUGCGUUGUCCCGCACGGCGACCAGGAACCAGCGGAUCGCGGAUCGUCGCCGGCGCCCUGCUCCUUCGUACGUGGUGGGACAGAAGGUAUGGCUGGCAACGAGGGAUCUUCGCCUGGCCGGCACGUCUGCGAAGCUGGGACCCCGGUUUACUGGACCAUUCGAGUGACUUGGCUCCUCCUCCCACGCCGCCGCCCCCUCCGCGGGUCGUCGACGGUGACCCGGUGUACACGGUUCGUGCCAUCCUGGACUCUCGGCGCAGGGGAAAGGGGUUCCAGUAUCUGGUCGACUGGGAGGGCUACGGGCCUGAGGAGCGGCAGUGGGUGCCUCGCUCCUGGAUCCUUGAUCCGUCCCUUUUGCGCGACUUCCACACUGCACACCCUUCCAAACCGGGUAGGCCGCCGGGAGGCGUCCAUUGAGGGGGGGGUACUGUCACGUCGCGCGUCCGCCAGCAGGUGGCGGGUCUUCUCCUCCGCCAUUCGGCACACCUGCCCGUAAUUUC
Messenger RNA from Hippocampus zosterae (dwarf seahorse), 1067 nucleotides. RefSeq lists its product as uncharacterized. The record is from RefSeq and is a predicted model, not a curated record. Gene Ontology annotation, molecular function: nucleic acid binding. NCBI's taxonomy places the organism in Eukaryota, Metazoa, Chordata, Actinopteri, Syngnathiformes, Syngnathidae. The annotation marks the transcript as partial. Gene Ontology annotation, biological process: DNA integration. The transcript has 3 exons.